This is a messenger RNA of Durio zibethinus, 2272 nucleotides long. RefSeq lists its product as uncharacterized. Lineage: Eukaryota; Viridiplantae; Streptophyta; Magnoliopsida; Malvales; Malvaceae. The record is from RefSeq and is a predicted model, not a curated record.
UUUUCUUUUCCCGGAACAAUUUACAAAUUCGCAAAUUUAAUAAAACCAUAGAACAGAUUAAUUUAGGAAAAAAAAAAGAAUAGAAAAAAACAGCAAACAUGAGAGGCCCUUUGGUCGAGUCCGUGACCAUAGGAGGCCAAAACCAACCUUUUUCCACGAACAAGAUUUACGUUUUUAUCACAAAAUAUCCAUAUGCAUUUUUAAACAUGCCGUUUUCAAGGUAUUAACUGCAUUUCUUUCUUUCCAGAAAACCCCCUUUUUUCUUUUUUCUUUUUUUCAAAUUUCUACGAAGACUUCCAGCGAAAAGAGAUGGAAGAAAAGGUGUUUACUUUAUUAUUAUUAUUGCAGGAAUUGUUCUCUGCUCCUUCCUGGAAUUAGGGUUUUGCUUUGGGGAUUUUAGAUGCAACCUUCUGGUUUCCUUCCCCCUUGGAUCUCUGCCCUUUUAACCUGCAUGGGGUCUGUUCUUCUUCUUGAUUUUCUUUUUACUACAAGGAAUAAAAGUUUUUCUUUUUACUGUUUAUUUGAGUGGAAAUUAUCAUGACAUUAAUCCUCUGAUUCUUAGCUUUCUGGGUUAUAAUACAGGAGUUUAAAGUUUUGUGUGUGUAGUUUAAGUUUGCUUUUUUAAGUAUGGAAUCAUGGGGUUAUGCUUUGUGCUUACUUGUUGUGUAAGCGAGUUAUAAGAUGAGAUGUCCGGAGAGAGGGGGCAAGGGCAGGGAGGACUUUUCGAUUUUGGGGCAUUCUUUGCUUGAAGUUUUGGGUAGCUGAUUGUAUGAAACAAGGGUUUUUGUUUUGCUUUUGGGAUUUGGGAUUCUACAGGAGGUAUGGAUCCUAGGUGUUGUUUAUUAGCUCAGACUGAGAGAUGCUUUGGAAGGAAACCUUGUUGUUCAUUUGUUUUGUUUUCUGGAGCUUAUUUACGUGCUCUUACACUCCGGCUGAUGGAAACAUUUAAGGCUAAAUGCAGAGCUCUUCUCACUAGCAGAGGUUUUUGUGGAUGCUUCAAGAAUUCCUCACCAAUUAUGCAAGUGCAUGAUCAAGGCCAGAAUGUGAAGAGAUCUAGCCCUUCCGAGGAUUUCUGGAGCAGCAGUGCGUUCGAAAUGGAAGAUAGUGGAGUCCAGUCCCAGAGAAGUGUUUCAAUGAUUGGAAUAUCAAAUCAACCCCUUGAUCCUUCUGGCAGCACAAGUCAUCCUUCUGAAUUUGUAAAUCAGGGCCUUCUUCUUUGGAUCCAAACAAGGCAACAAUGGCUUGGAAAUAAAAGGUCUGAGAAGCGGGCGCACCUUCAAAAACCUACAAUAAAUUGGAAUGAAGUCUAUGAGAGUUUUCUUUGGAUUAAUAAGCCAUUCCCCCAGCCUAUUCCUCUUCCUGAAAUGGUGGAUUUUCUAGUUGACGUUUGGAAGCAAGAGGAUUUGUAAUAUUGAGGAAGAUGAUUCAGAAAAGCUAGAAGUACAGAGAAAGAUAGGAAAUAUUUUUCCAGGAAUUUGUCGAGAUUGUGGAUUGUAUUAUCGUCUUCUCUGUUGGAUUUUUCCACUGUAUUAUUCUUACAUUGUGGUUUCUAAGUCCUUUUGGAUUGGCAAGAAAAAUGCAAUAUUCUAGUAUUCUCUAUCAGCUUCUUGGCCCUUUUUUUGGUGGUUUACAAUAGACUGCCGUUCGUGAUGGACAAAAAUCGAUGCUUCCUUUUGCUCGUCACUUCUCCUAUGAGAACCUCCCAAGGAGAUGCCAUCCAAUGGGCUGUAAAUUUUCCGACAAGCAUGUCUUUGGGACCUUGUCUGAUCAGUAGGCUAUUCAAAGUUCAAACAUUAUGUGGUCAAUAUGCAAUCAAUAACCAUUUAAAGAAGCCUAGGUCCAGCCCACUAUGGCUCAAAACUUGAUAAAAGGUGCUUUCUCCUUUGCCACAAAAUAGUAGCCCCAAUUGUACUAUUAAUAUGCCUUCCCGCACAAACAUAUAUAACUUAGAAAAAAAAUGGUGCAUCUCAAAGUUUUUAUAGAAUUUUUGUAAAAAAAAAAACUCGUCUGAUUGAAGGGGUCAUAAAAUUUGAUCCAAAAUGAGUUGUGGCAUAAAAAGAACAUGUGAUCUAAGCUAGGCCUCAUUAGUUUUUCCUCUCUUUUUUUUCUUUUACUAAAGACAAAACAUAUCAUUUGUUAGAUCAUAAUAAUUCUAAUAAAAGUAUAAUCCUAUAUAACUAAUAUUCACGCAUUCUAUAGUUUACUUUGUCUUGUUUUUGUGUCACCUUUUGGAAGUCAUCAGCCAUGGGAAAUUUCUUGAUAACCAGACAGA